This is a messenger RNA of Trichomonas vaginalis G3, 1434 nucleotides long. Its product is annotated as Prim-pol domain family. The transcript has a single exon. The annotation marks the transcript as partial. NCBI's taxonomy places the organism in Eukaryota, Parabasalia, Trichomonadida, Trichomonadidae. The record is from RefSeq and is a predicted model, not a curated record.
AUGACAGCAACAAACAACAACAGCAACUAUAUCAUUUCUGAUGAAAAAGUUAUUGAUUCAUUAGUUGAGGAAUUAGUUGUGGCAGAAACUAAAACCCUCAACGAAAGAAUUGGUGAAAACAAGAUUGAUUUACAUAACUACCUCAAACAUGAUGGAGGAAGAGGAAGGAAAACUGGUAUGGCUUUAUUAGUAAAUAAAAUUUCAAAUUUAACGAUUAUAGAUGUUGAUAUCAAUAAAUCGUACAAUGAUGAACUUAAAGAAACAGUUAGAAAAGACAUUUUAUCAAAACUUUCGGAUAAAGAUGUUAUCGUUAAAACCGCUUCAGGAGGUCUUCACAUUUAUUGCAACACUAAUUUCUUCUAUUCAACCUCGAACAGAAUGAUUAAAUGUUAUUCCUGCAAUGAUUAUGAUAUUGACAUAAUGACUUCUAUUGAUGAUUCAAAACGUUCUUUAGUAGUUAUGGCUGAUUCAAGAGUUCGCAAGAAUGCAACAGAACCAAUCAAUACAUACUCAUUCAUUCGUGGAAGUUACGAUUCAACAUUAACCAGAACAGUGAAUGAUAUAUUAAAUGAUUUGAAUAUUAAGGUAAGAGUUGAACAGAAGAAUGAAGAAAUAAAGAGUAUAAUGAAUGAAAACAAAGAUGUAAACAUUGACGAUAAACUUGCGCAGAGCAUAGUUGAUGGCAUCUGUGAUUUUGAAGUACAUAAUGACGGUGGAAACAUGAAUUUAGAAAAAGAAGUUACAUUAUUCACACUGUUUCAAGCAAUUAAUUCGUUACCUAAUCAUUUAAUUAAUGAAGCAUACGAUAACGUUUAUAACUUCUGCAGUUUAACAGAAAAUGCAAAAAGUAAUUUUGAAAAAGCACGUGGUAGAUAUGCACAUUUAAUGACUUCUCCAUUUGUUUUAGUGAAGAUUCUAAAACUUUAUCAAAAGGAAUAUUAUGAUGAAUAUGUUUUACCUUUAUUACGUAAGCCAAAAAUAACGUUUGAUAUCAAACUUGAUGACUCGUUUUUGAUAACAGAUAUUAGACGCAAGGCUGAAAAUCAUCAGUAUAAAAACAGUUCUGAAGUAAUUGAGGAUUUAUCACGUGUAAUCCGUUUUGUAGAUUGUGGAAACAAAUAUUUCAUUCAAAAGGACUAUAAUAUCCACGACAAAAUGAAUCAAAUAUCAUUCGUUCUUCAAUCAAACAUGAAAGAGUCACUCAAAAUGAUUAAAUUAUUUAAAGAAGAAGGUAAAACCAUAACAGCAUGGGACGUACUAUUAAAUCAAUUAUCCUCAUUAACCGUUAAGGGUGUUUGCUUUAAAUCUGAUUCCCCAGAUGUUUUCUCAACGUUUCAGGGUUAUAAAUACAACAUUCUCGAAAAACCAGAUUACUCAAAAAUUGAGAUGUUUAUGAAUUUCAUUAAAGAAGCCAUUUGUGAUAAUAACGAUGAA